Molecule: messenger RNA, 1274 nt
Organism: Capsaspora owczarzaki ATCC 30864
Lineage: Eukaryota; Filasterea; Ministeriida; Capsasporidae
Product: calcium/calmodulin-dependent protein kinase I
Exons: 6
Coding region: 19-1086 (355 amino acids)
Biological process (GO): protein phosphorylation
Molecular function (GO): protein kinase activity; ATP binding
Source: RefSeq, a predicted model, not a curated record
UUUUUUUUUUUUUUCGCAAUGCAAGCACUGAAGAAUAAGCUGAAGAAAUACGUGCCACGGCACAACAAGCUUGAUGUGGAGAAGCACUACAAGAUUGGCAAGGAGCUUGGCUCGGGCAAUUUUGCAGUGGUCAAGGCCGCAGUCAAGCGCGACACAAACCAAAAGGUCGCCAUCAAGAUGAUUGACAAGAAGCUCUGCGAAGGCAAGGAGGACAUGAUUGAAACCGAGGUCGCCAUCCUCCGCCAAGUCCAGCACCCUAAUAUCGUCGGCAUGAUCGAGGAGUUUGACACGCCCGAGAAGCUCUACCUUGUGCUCGAAUUGGUCGAGGGCGGCGAGCUCUUCGAUCGCAUUGUCGACCACGGCUCGUUCACAGAGCAGGAUGCCAGUCGCUUGAUUCGUCAAAUUACCGCUGCCGUCAAGUAUCUGCACGAGCGCGAUAUCGUCCACCGCGACCUCAAGCCGGAGAACCUGCUCUUCCGAACCCCCGACCACGACUCUGACAUUAUGAUUACCGAUUUUGGUCUUUCCAAGCUGAUCAACGAGAACCUGGCCCUGGAGACUGCCUGCGGCACUCCCAACUAUGUUGCUCCUGAAAUUCUUCUGCAGAAGGGCUAUGGCAAGCCCGUUGACAUCUGGUCGAUUGGCGUCAUUACCUUCAUAUUAUUGUGCGGCUACCCGCCGUUCUAUGACGAAAGCGACGCCCUGUUGUUCCAAAAGAUCAUGAAGGGCAAGUUUGCGUACGACCCCUCAUACUGGUCGACCAUUUCUGACUCUGCCAAGGAUGUCAUCUCAAGCAUGUUGAUUGUCGAUCCCAACCGACGCCUGACUGCCGAUCAGGUCCUCGCCCACCCUUGGGUUUCCGGCAAGACUGCUCGCGAUGUCAACCUCAGCGACUCGAUCAGCCAGAACCUCAAGUCGUUCUCCAGCGGACGCGUCAUGUUCCGCAAGGCCAUCGCUGCCGUGCAGGCCACCAACCGCAUGAAGCGCCUCGCGUUGAGUUCGCCAAUGGACAACGCGUCCCACCGAUCAGAGCCGACCUCGCCCACUUCUCCUUCGAGCGAUGCCAGCACUAGCGACGGCAACUAACGCUCAAGCGGAUUUUUUUUUUUUGUUUUCAAAAGCAAUGUUUUCACCAUUUUGUUAUUGUCGUCAUUGCAGUUGUCGUUCUCGUUGUUGUUGCUGUUUUUUUUGUUUUGGUUAUCGUUGAUGGUGUCGCUUUGGCUUGCCGGUCUCCCUGUUUGUUUUUUGGCUUCAAACACAAUUUCGUUUCAUCA